CGUAGAAACGUGGUACUUAGUACACUGUCGUGGUGUUGUGUAGUGUGGCGUUGUUUCUGCUGUUGAUGUGUUCUCUUCUGAAGUGAAAUGACUGAAAUGACAGCACCGGCAGCGGCUCAGUCUGCCAAAGAGCUGCUGGCUCUGAAUCCCACACAGGAGACCGAGUUCAGGAAGAAAGUGCAGGAGGUGAAGAAGAAGAAGAAGAAGUCUGCUCAGGAAAGCAGGUUAACCCCUGGAGUGAUCUACGUUGGUCAUCUCCCAAAGGGUCUGUUUGAACCUCAGCUCAAGGCCUACUUUGAACAGUUUGGGAGGGUCCUGAGGUUGAGGCUGUCACGGAGUAAAAAGACUGGUGGUAGUAAAGGCUACGCUUUUAUCGAGUAUGACUGUGAGGAGGUGGCAAAAAUCGUGGCAGAGACGAUGAACAACUACCUGAUGGGAGAGCGGCUCAUCAAAUGUCAGGUGAUGCCCUCAGAGAAAGUCCACGAGAAGAUGUUUGUUGGUUGCGAUAGACGGUUUAAGAAACCCUCGUAUCCUGCGGUGUCACGCUACAACAAGAAGCGAACAGCGGAGGAGGUGGAGAAGAUGACGCACAGGCUGCUGCGCAAAGAAGCAAAGCUGCGUAAGAAGCUGGCAGCGCGGGGCAUCGACUACAACUUCCCAGGAUUUUCUGCACAGGUGCCACGGAAGUCGUCAGCUGGUGUCAUGAACGCAUCCACAUGCAGUGAGGACGCCACACCAGUGUGCACGCCCUCGGUUCUGGAGAGGAGGAAGUCCACGGUGGUGGGUGACGGCGAUGAAGAGAUUGUCCUUAGAAUUCCCACUGCAAAUGCAGAUGAAGAGGGCUCCUCUUCUGAGGACGAGGAUGAGGACGAGGAAGAAGAAGGUGACGAGGAAGACGAGUCAGAGAACGAGGAUAUUUCUGAAAACGCUAUGGAGGAGAAAUGAACCUUCUCCCUGUAGACGGACUGAGGCUGAUGGCGAGGAGUGGGCCUGGCGUCAGGGUUCCUUAAGACUGAGGAUUGAACUUUGACCUGUGUGGAUUAGUCACAUGGUCACCUCUGUAUUAAUGUGUAUAUAUAUAUAAAAAGAAGAACCAUGUCUUGUGUCAUAAAUGGUUCUCACAGAGUCUCCGUGGUUGAUGAGCAGCUGCUGAUUUCCUUUGGAUUUUUGUUGUUUUCUUCUUAAUGAAACAGUUAUAUUUACAACCUUGUAACAUUUUACAAAAAAGUAAAUAAAUGUCAGGACAAACACACUGUCCAUGGUUACUG
Messenger RNA from Cynoglossus semilaevis (tongue sole), 1268 nucleotides. It is a transcript of the gene nifk, whose product is annotated as nucleolar protein interacting with the FHA domain of MKI67. Gene Ontology annotation, molecular function: RNA binding. NCBI's taxonomy places the organism in Eukaryota, Metazoa, Chordata, Actinopteri, Pleuronectiformes, Cynoglossidae. The record is from RefSeq and is a predicted model, not a curated record. Bases 88 to 945 code for a protein of 285 amino acids. The transcript has 6 exons.